Messenger RNA from Drosophila hydei, 1564 nucleotides. RefSeq lists its product as uncharacterized. The coding region runs from base 464 to 1564 and encodes 366 amino acids. The transcript has 2 exons. Lineage: Eukaryota; Metazoa; Arthropoda; Insecta; Diptera; Drosophilidae. The record is from RefSeq and is a predicted model, not a curated record.
UACAGAAAUGCCAUUUACAGACUUGAAUAUGGAGUACUUGAAAUGAGGUUUACAUAUAUAUCACAGGUGAUACUGUUGGUUUUCUGCAAUUAAAGAAGUUAUAUGAUCGCUGAUAAUAUAGUGCGCAGUAUAAAUCAUUUAUGUUUCGAACGCUAUUUAGAUCCUCAAUCCCCACAUAUAAAAAUGCAGUGUAAAUUAUUCUAAAGAUUAAUCAUUCCGUGACUCUCGACCAUCCCUAGUGACAGGAAACUUUUUGGCGCCGGCGUCGCCAAGUAAACAGCGACAGCGACAGCGACAGCAACUGUGACAGCAACCGCGGCUGCAGUGAGACAACAACUGGCAGUUUAGGCAGGUACACGGCAGCGACAGCGAGGACAAAAUCGAGCAUUUCUUAGGACCUUUAUUUAAUUACUAAGUAGGUAAGGAUUUUAGUUCAUGCAGAAGGAAUGCAAAGCGGUAUGCUAUGAGAGAGCCAGCGCGAUCCAUUUGGGAGUCGGCCAGUCGACCACUGUUUGUGCGUUCCGUUUGGCUAGAGAGGAUCGGAGAGAAGGGGCGCAGCCACCGACGCCAUUUUAUACUCGACUAUGAGCCGCGCGAGCGACAACGACAAAAUCCAAAACGAAGUGGCUUCAGUUAUGAAAGUGACUUAAGCGAUUUUCACGGAAAGCCAGCGGCACAAGAAGAUGGUGCUGAUUAUGCCAUGGAUGAAUACCUCCUACUAGACGCCACUAAACUUACGUUGCAGCACCAGCAGCAAGCAGGUCAAGCGCCAGUCGCAAUGACUAACAAAGUUCAGGCUGCAUUCAGUGCGCUGCACAGCAGACGUCAUGCCAAGCGACGUGCCUGGCUGCUAAGCAACGGCAAGGGCUAUCAGCUUAACCAUCUGACAGAUCAUAAUACGAAUUUGCAUUCACGCCAUAGCUCACUUCAGGAUUCGUUGCAUGCAAUUACUCAUCCUGCCAAUCCAGAGGAUCGUCUAGCGGAACGUGUUAUCAAUUGGCUGGAUCUGGCAGGUAGAACAGAUAUUGUAAAGAGUUCGACGCCAUUGCCCGGCAGUAGCAUCAGCAACAGUGCGGUGCUUCCAAGCAGUCAACGGAUUAAUCGGCAAAGCCAUCGAGCAAUGGGUCUGAAACGCAAUGUUGCACAGCGGGAAAGUCAUAGGAAACCUUCGGCAACAAAGCACGCACUGAUUAAUUACUGUCCCAGCUCUUCUAAUGCCAAGCCCAUUACCAUCGUUUUUAACAAAGAGGGCGUGCCCGUACGCUUUAAUCGUCCGCCGCGCAACAUUGAUCUCUGUGCGCUAAGCAAAAGCGCCAGCACGACGCGUCGCAUGGCCGGCCAAUUGUCAGCGGCGAGAUUAUAUAACGGUGCUGGUCUAGCACCUGCCAUGGAGGACACGCGUACGCCCCCCCACAGCAGUCGGGGCUUGAACGCCAGUCAACACGACAGUCGUAAGCAGUUGCACAUCUUCAUGCCAAGUUUGCCAAAGAAGGGUUUGCUCCUGGCCGCACCGGCAAGUAAUGAGGAUACACUUAGCGCAAGCUUAAGUGAAUUAUAUUGUUAA